AUAUCCUUAGCAACACUGCGCCAGAGGAAAUCAUGGGCGGAAAAUGCCCUCACAGGAAGGUGAAGAAGAGAAGGCUCUCUCACAAAUCUGCUCGCCGAACCAAGUUCCUCGUCAAAGGCGAUGAUGCGGUGUAUGAAGAGCUUCAGAAGCCAGAUGAGGAGAAGAAACCUUUGCCUGUCGAUGAAGAUCUCCCUGGGAUGGGUCAGUUCUAUUGUAUGCACUGCGAUCGAUACUUUUCAAGUGUCUCUGUAAGGGAUGAGCACUUCAAAACAAAACGUCACAAGAAACGGCUGAAACUGAUGAUGGGACCUGCACCACAUACCCAACUAGAUGCAGACUUAGCUGCUGGAAUGGGAAUGCCGGACAAUGGUCCAAAGCUGAUGUCGAUGUGAGCGACUUAAUUUUGGUUGUUUUGGAAUUUCAAGAUAUUUGGCCAUUGUAGUAUCCUUUUGUGCACUUUACAAUGCUUGAUAAUGGUCCUGUGAUGGUUCCUUGGAU
Molecule: messenger RNA, 498 nt
Organism: Telopea speciosissima
Lineage: Eukaryota; Viridiplantae; Streptophyta; Magnoliopsida; Proteales; Proteaceae
Product: zinc finger protein 593
Exons: 3
Coding region: 33-392 (119 amino acids)
Molecular function (GO): zinc ion binding; nucleic acid binding
Source: RefSeq, a predicted model, not a curated record